Molecule: messenger RNA, 2334 nt
Organism: Globicephala melas (long-finned pilot whale)
Lineage: Eukaryota; Metazoa; Chordata; Mammalia; Artiodactyla; Delphinidae
Product: mRNA export factor
Biological process (GO): transcription-dependent tethering of RNA polymerase II gene DNA at nuclear periphery; RNA export from nucleus
Cellular component (GO): nuclear pore
Molecular function (GO): RNA binding; ubiquitin binding
Source: RefSeq, a predicted model, not a curated record
GUGGCUCGGAGACGCAUGCGCAAUGUCUCCGCGGUAAUUAGGGCUGUUUCCUCAACCGGCGUGAGAAGACCUCAGGCUCCCGGGAUUCCAGUCACCUGGUUACUGCCUCCUCCGCGCCCGAGCCGGGUCGCAGGCUCCCGAGCUCUUUCCGCUCUCCGCCGCCGGCUUCCCUCCGCGGCGCGACUCUCAGGGCCAAGAUGAGCCUGUUUGGAGCAGCCUCCGGGUUUGGCACUGGGGGAGCCAGCAUGUUUGGCAGCGCCGCCGCAGAUAAUCACAACCCUAUGAAGGAUAUUGAAGUAACAUCCUCUCCUGAUGAUAGCAUUGGUUGUCUAUCUUUUAGCCCGCCAGCCUUGCCGGGGAACUUCCUUAUUGCAGGGUCGUGGGCUAACGAUGUUCGAUGCUGGGAAGUUCAAGACAGUGGACAGACUAUUCCAAAAGCCCAACAGAUGCACACUGGGCCUGUGCUAGAUGUCUGCUGGAGUGAUGAUGGGAGCAAAGUAUUUACGGCGUCAUGUGAUAAAACUGCCAAAAUGUGGGACCUCAACAGUAACCAGGCGAUACAGAUAGCACAGCACGAUGCUCCUGUUAAAACUAUACACUGGAUCAAAGCACCAAACUACAGCUGUGUGAUGACCGGGAGCUGGGAUAAGACUUUGAAGUUUUGGGAUACACGAUCAUCAAAUCCUAUGAUGGUUUUACAACUCCCUGAAAGGUGUUACUGUGCUGACAUGAUAUAUCCUAUGGCCGUGGUGGCAACUGCAGAGAGGGGACUGAUUGUCUAUCAGUUAGAGAAUCAACCUUCUGAAUUCAGGAGGAUAGAAUCUCCACUGAAACAUCAGCAUCGAUGUGUGGCUAUUUUUAAAGACAAACAGAACAAGCCGACAGGUUUUGCCCUGGGAAGCAUUGAGGGGAGAGUUGCCAUUCACUACAUCAACCCCCCGAAUCCUGCCAAAGAUAACUUCACCUUUAAAUGUCAUCGAUCUAACGGAACCAACACUUCAGCUCCUCAGGACAUUUACGCGGUGAAUGGAAUUGCGUUCCAUCCUGUUCAUGGCACCCUUGCAACUGUGGGAUCUGAUGGUAGAUUCAGCUUUUGGGACAAAGAUGCCAGAACAAAACUAAAAACUUCGGAACAGUUAGAUCAACCGAUCUCGGCUUGCUGCUUCAAUCACAAUGGAAACAUAUUUGCAUAUGCUUCCAGCUACGACUGGUCAAAGGGACAUGAAUUUUAUAACCCCCAAAAGAAAAAUUACAUUUUCCUACGUAACGCAGCCGAAGAGCUAAAGCCCAGGAAUAAGAAGUAGUGGCUGGAGACUUGUGGGUUGUCCAGAGUUGUCUUCUCUCCACUCUGCCUCAUCUCUGUACGAAUUUGGGUCCCAGCUUUCAGUGGGUUGUCAGCCAUGGAUGUGGAUUUCAACCCCUGAAGAAAACGAUGUCAUUGUUCAGCAGUCAGGAGCCUGGCGGCCACGGUGACUGUCCAUCUCUCCAUUCCACUGCCGGUUACAGGUUUUGUCUGUAACUCUAAGAUCUUAGAUUCAUGUGGGCAACUGCCAGGUAUUUUGCAGUGCUUCAUUCAGCAGUGUAUGUAUUAGGGAACAUUGGGAAACAUUCUACGAGCCCUGUACUGUAUUUUGUAAUAAAAUAUUUAGAAGAUUGUCUCCUAAGAUCCCUUUGUCCGUCUCUCCCCUUGCCCACCCCGUAAGCUCUGAAGUGGUUGCCCUGCUCAGCAUCAUCAUUGGGUUUUGAUUUGUGAUUGCAGAUGCCCUGUGGGAAAUGCAGAAAUUUUGCCCCUUUGGAGAGAGGAACCCCUGAGCUGGGAGUAUUUCUGCUGUGUGGAUUGUCUAGCAGCAGUCUCUCCAAGCAUUGGUGGGCAGAGUUUGAAUGUGUUUUUCUUUUGCUUCCUUCAUUCCUGUCUUGGACAUUCCAGUGCUUUUCAGUUCUGCAGGGCAGAUGUCCUGGUGACUGGAACAGGGGUGUUCGUGUUCUGAGUGACAGGCCUUUGUGGGCAAAGCGCAAGUGGGUGAUGCAUGUGUGGCCUUCAAGUUAGAACUCAGGUACCCUGCCUGGGAAGUACUUGGAGCUGGUGCCCCCAGUAGCCAUAGGUUUGAGGUGUUGCUUUUUUAUUUCAUGUAGUUCAAAAUUCCUGAUCGGUAAGUAUCUGAAAUGAGAGUCUGUUGUGUUUUUGCCCUGCAAUCCCGAAUGCUUUUUCUGCUUUACUCUUCGGGGCUGGUGUGUAAAUUAACUUCCUGAGUGUGGAGCUCUGGUAUUGAUAAUACUGUAAGACAUGUUUGCCUACUCUUAAAAGACAAAAUAAAGUUUUCUACUGAAAGACAU